Messenger RNA from Camponotus floridanus (Florida carpenter ant), 1770 nucleotides. It is a transcript of the gene Gstcd, whose product is annotated as glutathione S-transferase C-terminal domain-containing protein homolog. The record is from RefSeq and is a predicted model, not a curated record. Bases 40 to 1746 code for a protein of 568 amino acids. The transcript has a single exon. Lineage: Eukaryota; Metazoa; Arthropoda; Insecta; Hymenoptera; Formicidae.
UAUAUAUUUUAUAUUUUUGUGUAUAUUUGAGGAAGAGAAAUGAGUGAAGUGUAUUUAGCAAUAUAUUCUACAGCAGACUUAUGUCUUGCACCAAUAGAAACGAUAAUAACUCUAUUUACCAUAAAAUAUUGCAAAUCCUUGAUUAAUAUCAAGUUAAUACCAACCAAGCAAGAUUUAACUGAACAAGCAUACACAAUAAAUCUCUCGAAUUUUACUUAUGAAGUUAUAAAUGUAAAUGAAAUACCUUAUUAUGCAAGCUUGUGCGAAUUACCAAAUAUCAUUAUAAAUGAAAAUAGCUGUGUGGCUGGUUUGUGUACAGUCUUGAGGCAAAUUGUAAAGGAUGUUAGCACAGAACAUUCAAUGUAUUACUGUAAUAAGUUAUUAGGAUUUAAAGGUUCUUGCUUGAUGGCUUGUUCAGAGGCAAGCAUAUGGACUAAAUUUUGUGAAGUUGAUCUAAUUUUAACUUUGAAAUCUUUAGAUAAAAAAAAUUUAAAUACACCUGAACUACCUAUUAGUUUAGCCAGAUUUGAAUGUCACAUGUCUCAACCAGUUAAAUUGCAUAAUUUAUAUAAAUAUACAAUGUGCAAAAAAUUUGCUACGCUUAAUGUAGCUAAACAGGAUGGAACAGGCUUGCUGGAACAUACAUAUGCGGAAGGCACAUACAUUACACUAGCUGAUAUAAUCAUAUUUGUGUGCAUGCACAUUCUGCUGAAUAUGUUUUCAAGUGAAACAAUACUAAAAUUGGUACCUCUAACAGUCAAAUGGUACAAUAGGAUGUUGACAGAUCAGUUUAUAAUAAAAUGUUUAAAUUAUUUACCUUUGCUAAAGAGUCAUAAUUCAAAUAUGCUUCAAUAUACAUUUCCAGCUGUAGUAAAUGAAAGCUUAUACAAAAGUGAUCCUAAACGGUAUAAACCCAAAAAUUGUGGAUACACGAAGCAAGAGGAUAUACAACAUUCAUUGCAAUUAGUUGAAGACAUAAAUAUUUCAAUGGAACUUGAUGCUGAACCCUUUGGUACAGAAAUAAACCUGGAUUGGUCUAAUGUACCUUUCGAUGCUACACCAGAAGGUGGUUCACUGCCACCAGUGAGAUUGCAGCGUAAGCAAGAGCAAUUACAAAACUUGUGCAAACCUGUUCUGAAAUUGGCCAAAACAGGCGACGUCAUUGUAGAUUUUUGUUCGGGUGGUGGACACUUGGGAAUAUUGAUAGCAUAUUUAUUGCCUGAUUGUACGAUUAUUCUUCUAGAGAAUAAAGAAGAAUCUUUGAACAGAGCCAAGAAAAGAGUCCAAAGAUUAAAAUUGAUAAAUGUAAAAUUUUGCCAAUGUAACUUGGAUUAUUUCAAAGCAGAUUUUGAUAUUGGCACAUCAUUACACGCUUGUGGUUUAGUUACCGAUUUAGUUAUUCGAUGUUGCAUACAAAAGAACGCGACUUUUGUGAGUUGUCCAUGUUGCUAUGGUUCAUUGCGAGAUUGUCAUCAGUUAACAUAUCCGCGAAGUGAUAUUUUUAAGAAGCAUAUUGGUAAUAAAGAAUACUCAUUUUUAAGUCAUGCUGCAGACCAAACGCACGAGGCAUUGAAUGUUAAAACCAAACAAGGCUAUAGAUGCAUGGCAAUUGUAGAUACAGAUAGAAAAUUAUUUGCUGAACAAUUUGGAUACAAAGUUUAUUUUGCAAAACUAAUUCCAGAAACAUGUACACUUAAAAAUCAUUUGUUAGUUGGUAUACCAAACGAUAAAUUAACAAAUGUUUAAAAACUUAUUAAUAUUCUAUUGCAA